Molecule: messenger RNA, 262 nt
Organism: Entrophospora candida
Lineage: Eukaryota; Fungi; Glomeromycota; Glomeromycetes; Entrophosporales; Entrophosporaceae
Source: the annotation of a GenBank genome assembly
AUGACAAAAAUAACAGGGGGAAACAAAUCAUGCAAUAUUGAUCAAAAUGAUACACAUUUCUGGUAUAUAGAACAAGCCAAAAAGCCUUCCAUUCCUAGAUAUCAAGCCAUUGAUGUUUUUGAUAGUUUAGAUGAUGAUUUUGUUGCAGAAAAAUUCCAACAAUUAACAACCUAUUAUAAAAAACAUGGCCCUUCAGGAGCAUAUGCUAAAGCUGCAAGUUUGUCACAACCAAUAACUCAUUUUUUUCCUAUUGAAUCUAAGG